AUGGACGGCAUCGAGGCCGAGGCGUACGACCGCUCGUACAGCGACCGUGAGCUGGUGCGCCGCAUCCUGGUCCGGUUCCGGCCGGAGCGCGAUCGGAUCAUCGCGGUGUGCGGGUCGAUCCUGGCCGCGGCGGUGAGCGGCACCCUCCUGCCGAUCAUGGUCUCCCGCGCCAUCGACGGCGUGGGCGUGGAGCUGGCCGGCGGCGCUCCGGUCGCGGUGGGCUGGAUGGUGGGCACGGCGGCGGCGAUCAUCGGCCUGAACACGCUGAGCUGGCUGUUCAACGCCCACCGCCGCGCGUCCGGAUCCCGCGCCAUCGGCGGCGUGGUCGAACGCCUGCGCAACGACGCGUUCGCGGCGUUGAUGCGCCACGACCUGUCCUUCUACGACGCCAAUCCCACCGGCAAGGUGGUCAGCCGCGUGGCGUCCGACUCGCAGGCCUUCUCGGAGGUGGUGUCGCUGACCAUGGAGCUGUCGCGGCGGGCGCUGGGCGACCUCACCGCCCACGUGCACGAGACCAUGAGCGGCAUCGCCGUCGCCAAGUCGUUCCGCAAGGAGCAGUUGAUCUACGACCGCUUCACCGGCGUGAACGCCGCCUCGUACCGGUUGAACUGGCGCGCCGGCCUGGUCUUUUCCGCCAUCUUCCCGCUGCUGUUCGCGCUCGCGGGCGUGACGACCAGCCUGUUGGCGUACCUGGGUGGGGUGCGGGUAGGGGAAUCCGGGCUGUCGAUCGGCGAGUGGUACCUGUUCCUGCAAGGGGUGGGCCUGCUGUGGUUUCCGCUCACCUCCAUCGCGUCGUUCUGGAGCCAGUUCCAACUUGGCCUGGCAGCCGGCGAGCGCGUGUUCGCGCUGCUGGACGCCGAACCGUCGGUGCGUCAGACCGGUGAGCAGCCGGUGGCGUCGCUGCGCGGCCGGAUCGAGCUCCGCGACGUCGACUUCGCGUACAAGGCGGGGGAGCCGGUGUUCGAGCGGUUCUCGCUCACCAUCGACGCGGGUGAGACGGUGGCGCUGGUCGGCCACACCGGCUCCGGAAAAUCGAGCAUCACCAAGCUGAUCGCCCGCUUCUACGAGUUCCAGGCAGGCUCCAUCCUGGUCGACGGUCAGGACAUCCGCGGUCUCGACCUGGCGAGCUUCCGGUCACACCUGGGCUUCGUCACGCAGGCGCCGUUCCUGUUCAACGGCACGGUGGCCGACAAUAUCCGCUACGGCGGCCGGAGGCAGGCUCCGACGAGGUCGAGCGCGCCGCGCGGCGGAUCGGCGGCGGCGACUGGGUGA
Geodia barretti is the source of this 1272-nucleotide messenger RNA. The record is from the annotation of a GenBank genome assembly. Lineage: Eukaryota; Metazoa; Porifera; Demospongiae; Tetractinellida; Geodiidae.